Messenger RNA from Brassica rapa (field mustard), 6039 nucleotides. RefSeq names its product aluminum-activated malate transporter 12. Lineage: Eukaryota; Viridiplantae; Streptophyta; Magnoliopsida; Brassicales; Brassicaceae. Gene Ontology annotation, biological process: malate transport. The record is from RefSeq and is a predicted model, not a curated record.
AUAUUAUCUUCCUUUCUAGUCUAUGUUUCCUUUUGAAGUAUUUAACCCAGUGCUUGUAUAAAUUUAAAUUAAACUGAAUGGUGUGUCUCUUUCUUCUAUUUACUGAAUUUCUGUUAGUACGAUUAUGAAAGCUCCAUCUACUAAGGACAAUUCUGAGGUAUACAAACAGGGAAGCAAACUCAGUGAGCUCGACCCAUGAACCAUUUGAUUAUUUAGGAUUGUUGCUCUUUAGACUCGGUUUUGGGAACACUUGCCAAGAGCUAAUAAUGAAAACUUAGCGACUGAACUUUUCUGAUGGGCAUAAAUGCUAACCAAUAGCGAGCCAAAAGUAAUUUUUUUUGUACUAAAUAAAUAUAAAAUCAUUUACCGCCCAGUUCAACAUGAAGAGAAGGAAAAAAAAAGAAGAUUCUUGUGAAUCCAGUUUCCUCUAUUUGCGUGGUAUUUAGGUUCUCGAACUCUUGUUAUUUUUUUUAUUAUGAAUUGAUGCUUGAAUCAAGUCUGGAACUUUGGUUGAGUUAGCAGGAUUAGCUUCUUACAAUCAUCAUUAAACUUUCUGAUCGAUUAGGUUUUAAUAGACUAAAAUGUGGAGUUAAUAGAAAAUAUUCCUUAUUCUUUACUUGUACUUUAACCAUUCGUAAUUUUUGUUCCACAUAUAGUUCAUAGCUUGAUUUUCUCAUUUUGUAUUCCAAGAAAGUAUCUCUCUCUUCUUGUGUUGCGGCUUUGCCUCACUUUCUUUAAUUUGAUUGCUCUAAACCCAAUCUGCAAGUCUUGCAGUAAAGACAAUCUGUGGAAAGCAUCACUUUCUAUGUAGUGCAACCGAGAUUUUUCUUUACUUUUUCAUAAUUGUAUUGGUUCACAAUCACAUAGUCUUUUCUGGGCCUUUACUUCUCUAGUCCUCGCAGAAGGUGUUUAACGUUUUCAACCCAAUCCUGGUUUUGGUGUGAUCCCUUCAGCUACCUGAAUUCUGGAUUUUGAUUGUGAAGCCGUUUACGUCACUGGAUUGGUAGUGGAGUUUACUUUGUUAAGAGAUUGCAUUAUCUCCUCUUGUAUAUUUGUUUUUAUUUCCUACACUAUGUUAUAGUUUUAUACUCUUUUGAAUCAGGGACUAAGGUGGUAUACAAUCAAAGAAGAUCACUUAUAGUAUGAACUGAUUUGGGACAUAGAAGUUGGGACAGGUUUCUUUUGUUUCAUCAGCAUUUUAAUACUUGGUAUCAACCGAUAGACUAUUAAUAAGAUUCUGAGAUGAAAUUUUGUUCCUGAUUCUUGAGCAAAACAAGACUAGUUUUAUAAUUAUUAGAUAGCCACAACUGAUUUUAAUUAGGGUUUGUGUUUACACAUAAUUUUUCAUCUAUUGGACUUUGUAAUAUGUAUUACUAUUUCUUUGUGUUUAUACACAUGAUAUGAUCAAAAUCUCUUUUGGCUAACUAAACAUGAACCAAAGUUUCUUUUUGUUGGUAAUUUCAUUUUCUUCAACUAUCUUUUCUUCUGACACGAGGAGAGAACCCACAUGAGCGACGUGGACAACACACGAGAAAUCUGAAAUCUCAUAAGCUCAACAACACAACACCCUAAAGUAAAGAAACAGCUGUUAAAUUUGCAUACAAAGAUCUCACCUUGACACACAACACUACAAAGAGAAUCGUAUAUUUAAAUAUUUAUUGGUCAUUUUAAUAACUUAACUAAUACGAUGUUUGAUGUUUCGGCCAAAAAAAAAGAACUAAAACACAUUAAAAAAAAUAUCAUAAAAAGUAAACUAAAUAAUAAAUCACCUGUUAUCAGAAAUCUGUAAUAUAAAAUUAGUCAUAAUUUCUGAUUAAAAUAAAGUUAAUUUAUAAAUAACAAAAUAUCAUGAAAAUUUCUAUAACAUAUCUUACAUUUUGAAUAAUAUGUGACUACAAACUCAAUGUAGAACUAAAAAUAUCUAGAGUGACAAAAUCAAGUUGAUCAAGAAAAUAAAAGAUGUCCAUUUGUAAAUCAACCUUUUGUAAACAUGUAAACAACCCAUCACCCAUCUUGAUCUUCUUGCAUUUUGCAACAAUGAACGUAAUUUUUUAAAAUAAUAGAAUCAAUGGAGUUGGUUGAUCGACUACGGCGCUAAUUUGGGAUCAUUAGAAGUUCACAAUAUGUAGAAUCAAAAACCUUGUUUUAUUAAAAAAAUUGAAACAUAUUAUAAUCAGGUUAACUAAUCAGUCACGUAGAAAAAAAAAUACAAUUUUCUUUGGACGGUGAAUUCAUAACUGUUUUUCCAGCGAAUCCAUUUCAAUGAGUUGUGUGUAUCAAACUCAAAAGUCGAAACCCGUGUGAUCAUUAAUACUGUUCACGUUUCUUUUCCCUUUUUGGUGAAAGAAUGCGGUAAGAGAGACGUUACAUUUCGUGAAAAUACGAUUUUAAACAAUAUUUCUCCAAGCCGAAGCAGUAAGAACAUUAUUAUUGCUUCAUGUUUUUUUUUCAGUUUUUUGGGACAAUUAUUUUAUAUAAAUUUAAAUAUUGUUCCAAAAUAUAAAUUUAAAUAUUUUUUUGUAACAUAUAAAUUUAAAUAUAUCCUGCCAAAUAUACGUCCCAAUACAGCGAAUUAACUUCACAAUUAAAAAGAAAAUGAAAUAUCAAAUUUUGUAGUCCACUAAAUUUUUUUUUUUUUGGUUUAAUGUAGUCCACUAAUUUGUUAACUAUAAUCGUCUCAUGUUGUAUUUAUUUCCUUGUUGUUCGAAGUCAGAAGUUAUUUUUGGUUAGAUAUGAAUAACUUAGAUAUUAUGAAUUUUACAUGGCUGUUUCGUAUUUAGUGAUUAACGUGGCAUUUAGUUUGCGUAAUGUGAUUUAAAACCCAAUUUGUAAAAUUAGUUGUCCCCGUGCAAUAAAAGGAAGGUAUACAUGUGUUAUGUGUCAACGUUGGUACGGCUUUCAAGGAUCCAAAAUGUCAACUUUAGUUGAGAUAUUCAUAACUUGUUAAAGACUUCUUUUUUAUAAGAAAAAAUUUAUAUGCUUUAGACUGUAUUAUAUUUAUCACCAGUAUGUUUCCUAAUGAAACCUUGUAUCGUUUAUGGUUUAUCAUAAUACAAUUUGAGUUUGUGUUCGUGUAGAUUGUUUACAUAUGUUUUAUUGGUCAUAUAUAUGAUCAAUAACUUAUUGUGCUGUAAAAUAAAAGUUCGUCUAAGGACUACAUAUUUAAUCUCUUUUUGACCUAAUACAAAGUGAUUAACUAAUUCUAAUUCCUCGCAUACAUAAUCAAUGUGAUAAAAAAACUAGUGGUAUGAUUUAAUUAUGUUCGACUAAUUCGUGUAACUAAAAUGUGUAUGUCCUCUACUUUUGUAUUUAGUUAGAUAACACAACGUUAAUUUGUAACUAAGGAUCUAGUUUUUCGAACUAUAUAACAAUAUUAGUUUACAUUGGAUGACACAUGCAUAGUAUUAUACAAUGCAAUGUUAAUAUCUAAGAAUAAUAAUUUGAUCUCAUAUUUUAUAAUUAGUAAAAUUAUGGAACGUAUAAUUUGUUUUUAUGGAACGUAUGUUAGUUUAGUAUCUUUUUCAGUAACUUUUGACUUCAUAUUUUCGAUCUUGUGAAUAAAAUAGAAAAAGGUAGUUCAAUUAAUAUCAACAUCAAUAUUUGCACGUCAUGUGAAACCCAUCAAUCUAAUCUUUCAUCACUUGCCACAAGAGAAUAUUAUUAUGUACCUAUUAAAGGUAAUUAUGUAAAAGUAUAUAGACAUAUAGAGGUAACAAAGUAACAUCAGGAGGGUUUUAUAUUUGUUGGGAACGUCGAAUAGAGUUUUUUUUUUUGUAUUUUUUACAAACAAUAAUCGUUAAAAGUAAAAGAAAAUCAUUACGAGAUAAACAGAAUAAAAUGACCAUUAAGCGAAAUUGCAAAAGGAUAUUUUAUUUUCUCAUCAGAAUGUAAAAACAUCAAAAUAGAUUUGAACCCUAAUAUAAUCAUGAUUUUGUAAAAUCAUGCGACAAGUAAAAAAAAUUACGAAUCGAAACCUAAUAAAUGAAAUUCUCGUAGUUCAACCAACACAAUCACACGUAUUAACAAGUAUGAACGCAAACCAUAGAUCCCCAUCACUCUAUAUAUACACAUAUACACACACACAAAGAGCUAUAUAUAGAGAGUAGCACAAUAACAACACAUUCUAUUACAAAAAGAGAGAGAAAAAAAUAUAGAACCACUUUCUCUCCCUCAAAAUGUCCAACAAGGUUCACGUAGGAAGCACUGAGAUGGAGGAAGGUUUGAGAAAUAACAAGUGGAAAGUGUUAGAACCUUCCGAGAAAAUCAAAAAGAUUCCGAAAAGGCUUUGGGAUGUCGGAAAAGAAGAUCCAAGAAGGGUAAUACAUGCCCUUAAAGUAGGUAUUUCCUUGACACUUGUCUCUUUGUUAUAUCUCAUGGAGCCUCUCUUCAAAGACAUUGGGAGCAAUGCGAUUUGGGCUGUCAUGACCGUCGUCGUCGUUCUCGAGUUCUCUGCCGGUGCAACGUUGUGCAAAGGGCUUAACAGAGGAUUAGGAACACUAAUCGCAGGAUCUUUGGCAUUUUUCAUUGAGUUUGUUGCUAAUGAUUCGGGAAAAGGUCUUCGAGCUAUCUUCAUUGGCACUGCUGUUUUUAUCAUUGGAGCGGCUGCAACAUAUAUAAGGUUUAUACCGUAUAUAAAGAAGAAUUACGAUUAUGGUGUUGUGAUAUUUCUCUUGACGUUCAAUCUCAUAACGGUUUCAAGCUAUAGAGUAGACAGUGUGAUAACCAUAGCACACGAUAGAUUCUACACUAUAGCUAUCGGUUGCGGAAUAUGUCUUUUCAUGAGCCUUCUUGUUUUUCCUAUUUGGUCCGGUGAAGAUCUACACAAGACCACCGUCGGUAAACUCCAAGGCCUCUCUCGCUCUAUAGAAGCAUGUGUGAGUGAGUACUUUGAGGAAAAAGAGAAAGAAACAUCAGAUUCAAAAGACAGAAUCUAUGAAGGGUAUCAAGCUGUUUUGGAUUCUAAAUCCAUUGACGAAACACUGGCAUUAUAUGCAAACUGGGAGCCAAGACACACGAUACGAUGUCAUAGAUUCCCAUGUCAACAAUAUGUGAAAGUUGGAGCUGUUCUUCGUCAAUUUGGUUACACUGUUGUUGCUCUUCACGGUUGCUUACAAACUGAGAUCCAAACUCCAAGAUCUGUUCGCGCUCUUUUCAAAGAUCCUUGUGUAAGAUUAGCCGGAGAAGUGUGCAAAGCUUUGUCGGAACUCGCCGAUAGCAUCUCAAACCACCGUCACUGUUCGCCUGAGAUUCUCUCCGAUCAUCUUCACGUGGCACUCCAAGACCUUAACUCGGCUAUCAAGUCUCAGCCUAAACUCUUCCUCGGCUCCAAUCUGCAUCGUCACAACAAUAAACACCAAAACGCAGUUUCACAACGCAACCGUGCAAACGACGUUUCAAACAAAACUACGGAGAGUACUGGUUCACGUCAAGGCCAAAGCGGCGCCGUUUCGCUGUCUAGCUUCAGGACGGACACGUCAGCUUUGAUGGAGUACAGGAGAUCGUUCAAGAACAAUAAUAGGUCGGAGACGACGUCGGCGGCGGGAGAGAGGAGGAUGUUACGGCCGCAGCUGAGUAAAAUAGCGGUGAUGACGAGCCUUGAGUUCUCGGAGGCUUUGCCGUUCGCGGCGUUUGCGUCGUUGCUGGUGGAGAUGGUGGCGAGGCUUGACAAUGUGAUAGAGGAAGUGGAGGAGUUGGGAAGGAUCGCAUGUUUUAAGGAGUAUGACAACACGCGUGAUCCGACGGCUGACGAUGUCCGGUGCGAAAAACCGGCGAAUGUUGUGAUCAGUGUCGGCGCCGCGGAAUAAUUUUAUUUUAUUCAUCCGAUCGUUAUAACGACGAAUUGAUUAUGGGGUUCGAUUUUAGGUGUAUAUUUGAAAAUGAUAGAGACUUAUUCAGCCGAUCGUUCUAACGACGAAUCGAUUAUGGGGUUCGAUUUGGUUCGGUUUGAUUCAUCCGAUCGGUAUAUUUUUACAAUAGAAAAAAUCUAAAAAAUAUUUUUUAACUUUAUAAAUUAAUAAAAGAUCAUAUUUUACAAUACUA